CGAUAUUUUGAGCUUGUGUGAGGAACUUACACAUGGUCUUUGUAUUUUCUAUGUUAUAUGGAGGUCAACAGACCGGAGCACCAAAAGGAAACAAAGCAAUAAACUGUGGACAGGGGCAGCAAAAUGUAAAUAACAAAACAGUUUACCUUGCUGUCGGACGCUCAGGAAAGGAGUCUGUUGUGCUGCAGUUGAGGCUUCAGCAGAGGCGGACCCGCGAGCAGCUGGUGGAUCAGGGCAUCAUGCCAUCUCUGAAGAGCCCAGCUGCUUUCCAUGGGCAGAUUCGCAGCUUGGAGAGAGCCAGGACGGAGAAUUUCCUCAAGCACAAGAUCCGCAGCCGUCCGGAGAGAGCAGAGCUGAUCAGGAUGCACAUCCUGCAAGAGACCGGAGCAGAGCCAUCACUACAGGCCACCCAGAUGAGACUGAAACGAGCCCGGCUUGCCGACAACUUAAACGAAAUGAUCUCCCAGAGACCCGGCCCCAUGGAGCUGGUGGAGAAAAACAUCCUGCCCGUGGAUUCCAGCGUUAAACAGGCAAUCAUCGGUGAGAGAACAGUGAUGAUAGCCUUCAGAGCAUUUCUGCCUUAAUGGACACUGUCCGAAAGAGGUUGUUACAGAGAAAGGAUGAGAAACACUGUCAAUAAAAAGAGAGAGAACCUUUUUUCCUCAAACUUCCAGAGUCUCU
Molecule: messenger RNA, 681 nt
Organism: Notothenia coriiceps (black rockcod)
Lineage: Eukaryota; Metazoa; Chordata; Actinopteri; Perciformes; Nototheniidae
Product: MKL/myocardin-like protein 2
Exons: 5
Coding region: 33-584 (183 amino acids)
Biological process (GO): positive regulation of transcription by RNA polymerase II; smooth muscle cell differentiation
Cellular component (GO): nucleus
Molecular function (GO): transcription coactivator activity
Source: RefSeq, a predicted model, not a curated record